UUUUUUUUUUUUUUCAUUUUCUCAUUCUUUCUUUCCUCCCUCUCUCCGGUGCCCGUGUCUCGGAUGGAGCCGCUUCCCCUCUAACUUCCCCGCUCGCCCUCUCCCCCGCCGCCCCUGCCUCCAGGCUGGGCGCGGAUCGCCCCCCCUCGCCCCCCCCGGCGAAAAUGAGCCUUUCGCCGUUUUAAAACGCAAAAACCCCGCGCUUUAUUUCGGGGGGGGGGGGAAAGCUUUUUGCCCCCCCCUUUUUUUUUUGCUUUUUUUUUUUUUUUUGGAAGUUGGACCCUUUUUAUUUCCUCCUCGGCCCCCCCUCCCGCGGGGCCGCCCCCCCCUGCCCGGCCGCCUCCCCCCGGGCCCCGCAGAGCCGCGCCGGAGGAGAGAGAGAGCAAAAACGCCCGGACUGCUCCAGCCUCCGAAAUGACUCAGUAACUUUUACGCCUCGAGUCUCAGCGCUGCGAUUAGGCACUUUCCCAGCGCGGCUCGGGAUGUAUUCGUCUCCUCUCUGCCUGACCCAGGAUGAGUUCCACCCGUUCAUCGAAGCACUGCUCCCCCAUGUCCGGGCCUUCGCCUACACCUGGUUCAACCUGCAGGCCCGCAAGCGCAAGUACUUCAAGAAGCACGAGAAGAGGAUGACGAAGGACGAGGAGAGGGCGGUGAAGGACGAGCUGCUGAGCGAGAAGCCCGAAGUCAAGCAGAAAUGGGCCUCGCGCCUCCUGGCCAAGCUGCGCAAGGACAUCCGGCCCGAGUGCCGCGAGGACUUCGUGCUCUCCAUCACGGGCAAGAAGCCCUCGUGCUGCGUCCUCUCCAACCCCGACCAGAAGGGCAAGAUGCGCCGCAUCGACUGCCUGCGGCAGGCGGACAAGGUGUGGCGGCUCGACCUCGUCAUGGUCAUCCUCUUCAAAGGGAUCCCGCUGGAGAGCACGGACGGCGAGCGCCUGGUCAAGUCGGGCCAGUGCACCAACCCCAUCCUCUGCGUCCAGCCCCACCAUAUCAGCGUCUCCGUCAAGGAGCUCGAUCUCUACCUGGCCUACUUCGUCCGCGAGAGAGAUUCAGAGCAGAGCAGCAGUCCCAGGACGGGCAUCGGCUCGGAUCAGGAGGACAGUAAACCCAUCACGCUGGAUUCGACAGACUUCCAGGAAAGCUUCGUGACCUCGGGGGUGUUCAGCGUCACCGAGCUCAUCCAGGUGUCCCGAACGCCGGUGGUGACGGGCACAGGGCCAAAUUUCUCCUUGGGGGAACUGCAGGGUCACCUGGCCUACGACCUGAACCCCUCAAGCACAGGCAUGAGAAGGACGCUACCGAGUACCUCCUCCAGCGGGAGCAAACGGCACAAGUCUGGCUCCAUGGAGGACGACAUAGACACAAGCCCGGGGGGAGAGUACUACACCUCGUCCAACUCACCCACGAGUAGCAGCCGCAACUGGACAGAAGACAUGGAAGGGGGCAUCUCCCCCACCGUGAAAAAGACGGAGAUGGACAAGUCACCUUUCAACAGCCCGUCGCCCCAGGACUCCUCGCCGCGGCUGACCAGCUUCACGCAGCACCACCGUCCCGUCAUUGCGGUGCACAGCGGUAUCGCUCGAAGCCCGCACCCGUCGUCUACUCUGCAUUUCCCCACCACCUCGAUUCUCCCCCAGACGGCCUCCACCUACUUCCCCCACACGGCCAUACGGUACCCGCCUCAUCUCAACCCACAGGACCCUCUGAAAGAUCUCGUCUCUCUGGCCUGCGACCCGUCCAACCAGCAGCCCGGACCGUUAAAUGGAAGUGGUCAAGUGAAAGUGCCCAGCCACUACCUGCCCACUCAGAUGCUGGCUCCGCCACCUCCCCCCGGCAUGCCCCGGUUGGCCGUCUCUCCUGACACCAAAUCCGCCACGACAACUUCCGAGGGAGGGACGACCUCACCGACGUCACCCACCUACUCUGCACCAGGCACGCCCCCUGCGAACCGUUCCUUCGUGGGAUUAGGACCAAGGGAUCCUGGGAGUAUCUAUCAGGCACAGUCCUGGUACCUGGGAUAACCGCAGCUGUGCCACCCCUUCGCCUCCCUUCUCCUCUGCUUUAGGCACCCUGAGAGGAAACAAACCACGUCCCCGAGCACCAGGCCCAGCCUUUCGGUGAAGACGGAGAGCGCGAACUAACGACGACGACGACAAACAAAACCCACAACGGAAGGAAAGAGAGAGGGAAAGGAAGAAGGAAAAAGGUUCAAAAACUUUUUUAAAAAGGAAAAAACAAACAAACAAACAAAAAAACCCUACAAAGACCUUCCCCCUGCCCCCCACCGAGGUGACGCGUCCAUGUCCGACUUGCCAGAAAAGAAACAAACAAAAAAAAACACUAUUAUUUGCCCCGUCGGGCGACCUGGCGGCGAGAGACCCGACGCAGCUCGUGACAGCGAUCUCCUCCGGAGCAGCAGCAGCAGCAGCAGCGGGGCCGCAGCGCUGGAGACCUGCCGGCCGCUCUCCGGAGGGUUGUAUAUGCAAAAUUAUCUUUACUCUUUCAUUCUUGCCUCUUGUGAGUAGAAAAGAACAAAGCUCCCCCCCCCCCGCGCCCCCCCUGUCCCUCCCAGCGCCGGGCUCUGCGGCAGCGCUCGGGGCCCGGCCGGGCGGCGGAGCGGGGGGGUCGCGUCUCGCUGUCUUGCCAGGCCCCGGCGGCCCCCGCUUCGCUCGCGCUCGGCUCCGUUUUGGGGGGGGGGGGGUUGUGUGGACGAGGGGGGGGGCCGGAGCCCCCCGGCGCCGCGACCCGUCUCUCCGCGAGGCCUUAAGCGCCGGCGCGAGGCCGUGGCGGCCCGGCGGGGGCCGCGGGGGCGGCGGGGCGCCGGCGGCAGAGCUAUGCAUUCCUGUGGACAGGUACCGGGCGGACUCGCGGCGAGGGGGGCGAUUGUGUUGCACAUUUUGUAGGAAAUGCACUUUUCAGAGGGAAUCCUAAAGAAAAAAAAAGAAGAAAAAAAAACCACAAAAAAAAAAAAAAAAGAGGAGGAGGAAGAGGAGGGAGGAGACAGGAGCCCCCCCGGCACUGGCUUGCCGGGAUGGCCAGUUCGGGGGAUUUUUUUUUUUUUUAAUUAAAAAAGAAAUGACGGCGAGGAGACGGGAAGGCAGAGGGCGAGCGGAGCCGCUCGGGCGGCCGCAGCGCGCCGGCAGCAACGCGGGGCGGCCGCGGGGCUGGCCCCCCCGGCCCCCCCCCCCCCCCCCCGCCGCCGCGACCCCCGGGCCGGGGCCGGCAGCGCUGCCCACCGCUUCAAGUGCCUCAGUUUUGUGGUGGCGCGGCGGCGGCGCGGCCGGGCGGCGGGGGGGACCCGGCGGCAGCGAGGAGCUGGCGGGCGGCCCGCAAGCGAUGCCAGGAGGACGCCGGCGUGCCGGGAAGGAGACCCCCAUGUCCCCCCCCCCCCAGCACGCUGGGGACAUCCCGCCAUCCCACGCCGCCGGCGCUGCCUCAGAGCCGAGGCACCGGGACGCCCCGGAGAGGAAGAGGAGGAGGAGGAUGUCGCGACGGGGCGAAGGCCUCCGCCAUCUCGAGCAAGAGGGGCUGCUCCCGCGGGGGCCGGGACGCCCGGGAUGAUGCCGGCGCCGGACGGGGACGCCGCGGGAGGAAGGCCGCCACCAAGAAAGAGGCCUGGAGGCCGCGGCACGAGGCAGGGCCGCGCCGGGGGGGAGCCCGGCCCCCAGCAGGCCUCACGCCGGAGACCCGCGCCGCCAUCACCCCCAGCACCCGCUGCCGCCACCGGCCCCCCUCAUCCCGGCACGCUCGCCGGGGGGGCUCCGCCGCUGCAGACCCCCAGCGCGGGGACGGCAAAGCCGAGAUCCGGGCCGGAUCCUGCCCGGCGCUGGGGCCCGCUCGCUGCCCGCCGGGCACCGAACAGGGAGGCGAGAGAAGGGCGCCGGGGAGAAAGGGCUGACGCAGGAAACCCAAAAAGAAGCAAGACCCCCCCCCCCAUACACCCCCACACAGAGCGCUUGGCGGAGAGGGAAACUUUUUUUUUAGAAAAUAUGAAAAAAAAAGACAAAAAAAAAAAAAAGACAAAUAAACUGCAUGGUGCUUUAACAGGAUCUCGUGACCUGGCUCGACCCAUCAGUGGAUGGCUGAUGCUGUGCAUGGCAGACUGUAUUAACCGGCUCUACCUUCCCCCCCCCCCGUCAGAAAAGAGAGAAAAAAAACACAGAAAAAAAAGACAAAAAAAUUCUGUACAAAAGGAAAAAAAAAAGUAAAAAAAAAAAAAAACGGGAAAAAAAAUCCAUGUUUUCCUAAUUUGCACGAAAAUUUUCUACCACAUGAUGUGCCUUGCCUUCGAAGACUGAAGUAUUCCCGGGAACGAUAGCACUGCGCCGGAGUCGCUGCAUGCGCCGGGCGCCGGCCCGGGGGCGCGGGCGCGGCGGCCCCCCCGCCGCCGUGUGCAUGUUUGGUUCUUGCGUUGGGCCGCGGGGGGCCGCGAAGUCCCGUUUUCUCUCCGUUUUUUACCGGUUUCCCCCUCGUAAAACGUCUUCCAGUUGUCCGAUACCAAGUGCGUCCUGUACGAAACCACACGAGAAUAUGCAAUACCUGUUUUGUCUACGUUGUUAGGGGUUUUCGCGCCGGGGGCCCGCUCGGCGGGCGGUUUGCGGCUGUUUUUUGGGGGGGGCAGGCCGUUCCAUUGCUUUUCCGCUUCUUUUCUCCUCCCGUUUCGCUCGGGGGGAGAGCUCGGGCCCGCCGAGGGGGGGGCUGGCUCCGUCCGGGCGGUCCCCCCCCUCCAUCGCCUCCCUCCAUCGCCUCCCUCCAUCGCUUCCCUCCAUCCCCAUCGGCUCCAUCGGCGUCGCCCUCCGCCGGGACUUUGCAUAUUCCCCGCUGCCUGCGGUGCCUGGGGGGGGCCGAGCCGCAGCGCUCAAAAUCGUGACUUUUGCCUUAAAAAUCGAGCUUCCCGCCACCUCCCCAGGCUGGUGAGGCGAACGCCCGGCUCUCCUUCGAAGGCGAAAAAAAAAAAAGCAAAAAGCCCCCGCGUGGUUUAAACGCGCUCCCGGCCCCCCCCCGAGCCGGCGAGUCGAGCAGCAGGUUUGGGAAGGCUGCGUGCAGCCCCCCCCCAGGGCAAGACCCCCCCGCCACCCCCCCUACGGCCCCGGCAGCAAAAUCACUGCUUUUUUAAUGAAGAAACGUUGUCGUUCACUUUUUUUCCGGUGUCGAAAGUAUUAGCUGGUGGCUCGGGGCAGGAGGGCGGCCGCGGGGGGGGCGAUGCUCGCGGCGCCCCUCGGGGCUCGUCGCCGUUCGGUCCCUCGCCCGCCGCGUUUCUCCGAUGGUGAUUGUUGCAGUUUCCGCGCCGUGGGAAGGGUUUGAAGCAAGGAGUGCAUGGGGGUUUUUUUUUUGGGGGGGGGGUGAAUCGGAAAGUCCUUGGGAGAAUCCUCUUUAUGCAACGUGCAGUAUUGUUUUCUGCAAGGACAAUGCAACACAAGUAGCGUUAGUUUCGUGUUCGAAAAAAGAAAAAAAAAGGAAAAAAGAGAAAAUUGCAAAAAAAAAAAAGGGUUUUAAGGAUAGAAAAGAUUCAGUUUAAAGCAAAAAAAAAAAAUUUUUAUCACACACGACCGGAGUGACAAACGCAGGAGCGAGCGGGCCGCGUGCCCGCGGCGGGGCCUCGGGGGCCGCGGGCCCCCCCCGGCUGGGCAGUAGCAUCCUUCACGGCAUCCCCAAUCCAGUCCCUUAGUGCAAGAGAUACCGACACAGCAGCUCGGGCUGUGUUCGAGCAUGGAAAUUUGGGGGGGAGGCGAGGGGCGCUGGCGCCCCUCGGGCCUGGGCCACGCGAGACGAGAAAGUCCCCUCGCCCGGCCGGGGAGGGGGGCAAACCCCCCCGGACCGGCCCCCCUGGGGACCCCCUUUUGCUGCCUUUCGAUCUUGGCCGAGGCCGGUGCCGCGCUGGGGAGACCCGGCCGGGGCCCCCCCGAGCCCUGGCGCUUCUGGCCGGCUCUGCAAAGGAGCCACACACAAAAAAACCCGCCCUCGGAAAGAAAAGCACCUUAACGACAAAAAAAAAAAGCAAAAAUCAUGAGCUCACCCCCCCCCAGUCCCCAGGACCCCCCAAGCCGGCAGGCUGCGGCCGGCGCUGGCAGCGCGGGGGGCUCGGCCCGGGGGGGCUUUCUCGUCGGCGUGGCCGCGGGGGUCCCGGGGGCCGGGGAGCGCUCGCCGCCCCCGCCGCCCCCCCGCGAUAUUUGCACUGCUCCACUCUCACACUUGGCUUUCCCGCUCUCGUUACCCCCAGCCCCGGCGGGGCCGCGGGCCGCAUCCUGCGCCGGGCAUCGCCCCCCCGGCACCCGCGGGGAAUAUGCAAAGCCCACCCACCGCCAUCUCCAUCGCCGUUUGCACCCGGGGCCCGGCGGGGUCCGGCGGCGCGGGGAGGGGGGGCACCGAGGUUUGGGGGGGGUCACUUUGAUUUUGCAAGGCGUUCGCCGUGAUUUCGUCACGAAGCCCCGCGCCUCGGCCCGGGGUGGGGGGCCGCAAUCAGCCCCCCCCCCCCCGCCACCCCCGCCGCCGCCGCGACAAUCAGGCCGGGCCGCCGCCACGCGGGGGGGGGCCGGGGGGGCCGCGACAAUCCCGCGGGGCCCCGGCCCGCCGCCGGCCCAGCGCUCGCUUCGGUGUUUCAUGCACUACAGUUUCUCUAGAGGGUUUUUAAUUGUUUUCGUUGUUGUUGUUGUCGACUUCUUGAGAAGAAAAGCGUAGAAAAAAAAAAAAGAGUCCUUGCGACCUAUAAAUAAAUAAAAAAAAAAACAACUGUACAUAUAUAUAUAUAUAUAUCCACAUAUAUAUAUAUGCGGCGCCGCAGGGGCCGGGGGCCGCGGGGGCGCGGCGGCGGCUGCCCGGGCGGAGCGGACGGUGCUGCGCCCAGUCCCCUGCGGGCCCCCCAGUUAAGGUACUUUAACUCGCAAAGUAAGGAAUAUAUAUAUAUAUAUAUAUAUAUAUGUAUGUCAUUUUUUUUGUACUAUGAGUUUGAAAUUGCUGCUUUCUGUUUCUCUGACUCACAUAUCGAGGCGGGGGUGUUGCGGGGGGCGGCGGGGCGGUGUGGAGGGUCCAGCCGGGCUCGUCCGCCGCUUCUGCCCCGGCCUUGCCCCCCCCCCCCGCUGCCCCCGCGUUGCUGCGGGGCGCCCAGCUCGGCGGGUGCGGGGGGGCCGCUUGGCCCCGGCGCCGCCGGAGGCGACUGUUUUACACACGCAGAAGGAAGCGAAGUUUGGGGAGGAAAAAAAGGAAAAAAGAGGAAAAAAAGAAAAGGAAAGGAAAGGAAAGAGGAAAAGAAAGGAAAGGAAAGGACAGGAAAGGAAAGGACAGGAAAGGAAAGGAAAAGAAAAGAAAGGAAAAGAAAGGAAAAGAAAAAAGAAAAGAAAAGAAAAAAGAAAAGAAAAGAAAAGAAAAGAAAAGAAAAGAAAAGAAAAGAGAAAAAAGUGAAAAAAAGCAGAAAUCCAACAAAAAAGAGGCGACGGAGCAGCCGGCAGGAAUACGACUACAUCAAUACCAAAAAUCCCCGACGCAGUGCCUCUCACUCACUGCCGGGUGGCCGUCGCCUGCUUUUUUGGGGGGCUCGGAGUCGCUCCGGGACGAGGCCCCGGCUCGGCGCGGCGGGACGGGGGCAACGGCCCCCCCGGCCGCCCGCAGCGCCUUUUCUUUUCUUUUCUUCCAAUUUUUUUUUUUUUUUUUGCUUUUUUCCUUUUUUUCCCCCCCGUUCUUCCUUCCCCCCCACCUUCCGCGGAGAAGAUUUGGGUUGUUUUCCUUUCUCUCAGUUAUAUUUUACCGACAUUACGGCAAUAGUUACUCUGUUUCUCGCUUCUCGCUUCGCUGUACACAUUACACACACCUACCAACACACCAGGGCAGGCCGAGCCCGGGGCUGCCUCCGCAGACAGUGCCUUUCUCGGCAAAACUGAUCAAACUCGAGCCCCCUCCGGUUGCGAAUCCCCCCCCCCAGAUCCGCCCCGGGUCCCCCCCUGCAUGCCAGCCCCCCCGCCCCGUCCCCUGCCCCCCGAGCCCCCUUCGCUCGUCUCCCUGGUGCUUCACGAUAUUUGAUUAUAACAUUGUAUGCAGCCAUUACUGAUUAGCAGUCGCUCCUACCUACAUACAAUUUACUGAAAGUGACUAUGGUUUUUUUUUUUGUCCCCCCCCUAUGCAAAAAACAGAAAAAGAGGAAAAAAAAACGGACAAAAAAAAGACAAAAAAGACAAAAAAAGAAAAGAAAAAAAUGAGAAAAAAAUGUAUAAAAAUUAAACAAGCUAUGCUUCAACUCCA
Dromaius novaehollandiae (emu) is the source of this 8229-nucleotide messenger RNA. RefSeq names its product nuclear factor I C (gene NFIC). The transcript has 11 exons. Gene Ontology annotation, molecular function: DNA-binding transcription factor activity, RNA polymerase II-specific; RNA polymerase II cis-regulatory region sequence-specific DNA binding. The record is from RefSeq and is a predicted model, not a curated record. Bases 483 to 2018 code for a protein of 511 amino acids. NCBI's taxonomy places the organism in Eukaryota, Metazoa, Chordata, Aves, Casuariiformes, Dromaiidae. Gene Ontology annotation, cellular component: nucleus. Gene Ontology annotation, biological process: regulation of transcription by RNA polymerase II.